This is a messenger RNA of Notechis scutatus (mainland tiger snake), 3125 nucleotides long. The record is from RefSeq and is a predicted model, not a curated record. Lineage: Eukaryota; Metazoa; Chordata; Lepidosauria; Squamata; Elapidae.
UCCGGCAUCGCACUACGCUCGCGGGCGGGGAGUCACGUGAGGGAACCAAGAUGGCUGCCUUUCCUUGGCAUGCAAGAACACGAAACUAUGGGCGUGAAUUGGAAUCAUACAGACUGGAAGCUGUGUCUGUGGAAUUUGGUGAUUUCCAUCCACUCAAACCCAUUAUGGUUACUGAAUCGAAGACAAAAAAAUUGGGUCGUAAAGGGAGCACAUCCUCUACAUCAUCUUCAUCAUCUAGUUCAAUGCUGGACCCACUCAGCAGCAUUCUGGAUGGCACAGAUCCUUUAUCCUUGUUUGCAGCUACUGCCGAUCCAUUGUUGAGCAUGACAACGGAUAAUGCCAGGAAGAAGCGUGAUAAAGAUGAGAGUUUGUCUGUGGGAAGUGACUUUGAACCUUGGUCCAGCAAACGGGGGGAAAUCCUCGCACGCUACACAACAAAUGAGAAACUGUCCAUAAAUUUAUACAUGGGAUCUGAAAAAGGAAAAGCCUCAACUCCUGGAUCCACCGUUUCAGAGAAAGUGCGAACCAGACUAGAAGAAUUGGAUGAUCUCGAAGAGGGUUCCCAAAAAGAAUUGCUAAACUUAACCCAGCAAGACUACACGAACCGGAUCGAAGAACUCAACCAAUCCUUGAAGGAUGCGUGGGCCUCUGAUCAGAAAGUCAAAGCCCUUAAGAUUGUUAUCCAGUGCUCUAAACUUCUUUCAGAUACAACCGUGAUUCAGUUUUAUCCCAGUAAAUUUGUCUUAAUAACAGACAUUCUUGAUACCUUUGGAAAAUUGGUGUUUGAACGGAUCUUUUCUAUGUGUGCUGAUCAUUGCACCCCAUUGCCAGAUAAUUUUACUACUGAAAGUGUGAAUGAUAUCGCCAAAGAAACCUGCUUAAACUGGUUUUUCAAGAUUGCGUCCAUCCGAGAACUCAUCCCAAGAUUUUAUGUGGAGACAUCGAUAUUGAAGUGCAACAAAUUUCUUUCCAAAACGGGAAUUUCGGAAUGCCUCCCCCGAUUGACUUCCAUGAUCCGAGGAAUUGGUGAUCCUUUGGUGGCUGUCUACGCUAGAGCAUAUCUCUGCAGGGUUGGGAUGGAAGUAGCCCCUCAUCUGAAGGACAACCUGAACAAGAACUUUUUCGACUUCCUUCUAACCUUUAAGCAAGUUCAUGGGGAUACAGUCCAGAACCAGCUGGUGGCCCAGGGCGUGGAGAUCCCGUCGUAUCUAACACUUUAUUCUCCGGCCAUUGAUUGGAUUCUACAAUGCAUCGCUUACCGAGCUGCAGAGACCUUGUUGACCGAGAUGAUGGAGAGAUGCAGGAAAUUAGGCAACAACGCCUUGCUCUUGAAUUCCGUAAUGUCUGCCUUCAGAGCUGAAUUUAUUGCUGCAAGAGCGAUGGAUUUUAUUGGCAUGAUCAAAGAGUGUGAUGAAUCGGGGUUCCCCAAGCAUCUUCUCUUCUGCUCCCUGGGACAAAACUUAGCCUUAGCUGACCCGCCGGAAAGUGACCGCCUUCAAAUCUUAAAUGAAGCCUGGAAAGUGAUUACCAAGUUAAAGAAUCCACAGGAUUAUAUCAACUGUGCAGAAAUCUGGAUGGAAUAUACUUGUAGGCAUUUUACGGAAAUGAACGUCAGCGUUGAUAAAAAGGGAGCGUGUUCUUACUGGAUGUUUUUCUUUUCUUUUCCUUCUCCUUUCUGACCUCAGCUUCAGUCAAUGAUUCAGAAGGUCAUCACCUAUCUCCAUGACUUCGCCAUUCUCUUUUCAUUGGAGAAAUUCUUGCCAUUCCUGGACAUGUUUCAGAAAGAGUCCGUGAGAGUGGAGGUCUGUAAAUGCAUCAUGCAAGCUUUUAUUAAGCACCAGCAGGAACCCACCAAGGAUCCUGUCAUUCUCAAUGCCCUGCUGCAUGUCUGCAAAACGAUGCACGAUUCGGUAAACGCGCUGACACUGGAAGACGAAAAGCGAACGCUGGCAUCUUUGAUCAAUGGAUUUGUAAGAAUGGUAUCGUUUGGCCGGGAUUUUGAGCAGCAGCUGAAUUUUUACGUGGAAGCCCGAUCCAUGUUUUGCAACUUGGAACCUGUGCUGGUCCAGCUCAUCCAUAGCGUGAAUCAGCUGGCGAUGGAAACAAGAAAAGUAAUGAAAGGGAAUCAUUCCAGAAAAACUGCGGCAUUUGUCAGGGCUUGUGUCGCCUUCUGCUUCAUAACGAUCCCAUCGCUGACCGGCAUUUUUACCCGUCUCAAUUUGUACCUGCACUCUGGACAAGUUGCCUUGGCUAAUCAGUGCCUUUCACAAGCUGACGCCUUUUUCAGAGCGGGAAUCAGUCUGGUUCCUGAGGUACCCAAGAUGAUCAGCAUAGACGGGAAGCUGCGGCCUUCGGAAGGCUACCUCUUAGAAUUCCUCUGCAACUUCUUUUCAACUUUGUUAAUCGUUCCUGACCAUCCUGAACAAGGUGUGCUGUUCCUCGUGCGGGGGCUGCUCAACGUUAUCCAGGAUUACACUUGGGAAGAUAACAGCGAUGACAAAGUCAAAAUUUACACCAAUGUGGUGCAUCUUCUCUCUGCAAUGGGUCAAGAGACCUACCUCUAUCACAUAGACAAAGUUGAAUCUAAUGAUACCUUGUAUGGCGGAGACACCAAGUUUUUGGCAGAAACAAGCAGGUUGUGUGAAACGGUGAUCAGCCAAAUCUUGGAGCAUUUGAAGAACCUUGGAAAAGACGAGACUCUAAAGCGUCAAAGUCACCUGGCCCUCUGCUUCUUCAAUAGCCUCUUGGCUCACGCCGAUCUGCGGAACAACAAACUCAACCAGUUGGCCGUCAACCUGUGGAACCUGGCUCAGAAACAUGGCUUUGCGGACACCAAAACCACAGUCAAAACCUUGGAAUACAUCAAGCUGCAGAGUAAACACCCUGAAUUCAGCCACUUUACAGAGCUGACGCUACGGCUCCCUUUGCAGUCAAGAACUUAAAUGGAUGUCCAACUGGGCAAUUACAUCCCUGGAAAGGUCGUUCUCCAAGCCCUUUAAACUCGCAAGCUGCCUCACAGGAUGUGAUCAGAGUUUGGUAUCUUUUCCCUUUAAAAGGUCCCUUGGCGCACGAUAAGAUUUACUUGGUUGGAGAAGAAAAGGUAAAUUUUCCUGGUGAUACAGUCA